Messenger RNA from Lolium perenne, 581 nucleotides. RefSeq lists its product as uncharacterized. The record is from RefSeq and is a predicted model, not a curated record. NCBI's taxonomy places the organism in Eukaryota, Viridiplantae, Streptophyta, Magnoliopsida, Poales, Poaceae.
AGCCAACCCAAAACGAUGGCCGUGGCCCAUCAAGCGCUUCAUUCUUCAAGGCCAGCACACGCCGCACGCAGCAUCGGCGAUACUUCGUCAAGGCCCGCUGAGACCGUACAAGAUAGGAAACUCCAGGACAAUCUCGGCGUCUCGCCGGCGGCCGCCACCGCGAUGAUCAGCAUCCUCGCGCAGGAGCGCCUCCUCGGGUUCGCCCUGGGCUCCGUCUCCAUGGGUGGCUUCGUCCUCCACCAGCGCCGCGCCAUCUACCGCUCCCUUGCCGACGCCGACCAGGCCUCUGGGGCCCCGUCCUUCUCCUAUCAGACAAGUGAAACCACCGCUAGAAGGGGCUCAGCUGAAUUGGCUCACGUAUGGAACAAGGCAGUUGAUGAGACCCUUGGCCGGCUUGUUGUGUAUCUUAGCUCUCGUGGAUGGUAAUUCAAGCACCAAGAGUGAAGCUCUUCUCCCUGUUCAGUUCGUUGUUGUGCUAAAUUAAGACACAUAUGUUCUGCCAUUUCUCUGUAGCAAUGGUUGAACAUAAUGCUUUCUUUUACUUUAAAAAUGGGUGAGGAGGACAGCCGUCAGAUUGAUCA